Molecule: messenger RNA, 1137 nt
Organism: Diachasma alloeum
Lineage: Eukaryota; Metazoa; Arthropoda; Insecta; Hymenoptera; Braconidae
Exons: 3
Coding region: 1-1137 (378 amino acids)
Source: RefSeq, a predicted model, not a curated record
AUGUGGAAUUCAGUGUCUGCAAUAAUUGGGUACGACUGUGGUAGUAAUGCGCUCAAUGUUACGACCAUAUCCUUACUCGAUAUCGAUGAUUGCGAUAUCGAGGAUGAAGAGAGGCAACGCGUCAUUGCCCUUCGUGAAAAGCGAACUCUACUCGAGAGUUAUUUCAGCAAAUUAGAGAUCACUCACGAAGAGAUGCUGACAAACCCGUCAGGUUUUGAGGUUAAGGACCUGCUCGAGUCCGACUACAUUAAGUUCAGGGUCUUUGAUCACGCUCUGUCUCAAUUUGCGUCAGCCAAAGUUCUUCUCUCUCUGCUCUUAGAGAAGUGCAGUCCAGAUGAUUUAUUGGAGACUGCGACAGGUAAAUUAAGGAUGCACGAUAGGCCUGCGGAUGUACCAUCAUCAACUGCAAGCGCUCACUCUGAAGAUAUCGUUCAGCUCGAUCAGUCUAUAGCAACUGAUAAUUCUUCAGCGGACAGUGGUCACCCAGUAAGCCCUGCUCUCAAAAUACAGUCCACUUCUAGGACAUCACAAGGGGCAAAGAAGGUGCAAUACCGCUGUUCCUUCUGCCAGGGCGAUCAUUACGUCGCCUCGUGUGAUACGUUCAGGGAUCUGCCGUCCGUCGCUAGGAAGGAAGUCGUUGACCGUCUCUACCUUUGCUUCAACUGUUUGGGGAAGCACAGUGGCAGCGUUAAGGCUUCUGAAUCGCCCAAUGUUGAAGCCUCCGUUUCGGCAGAAGUCAAAGCCAAUAAGUCGUCCAGCGUUCAGAUCGCCAGCUCGUUCAGCGUUCAGACUCUUGAGCCGUCCAGCGUUCAGGUCUCCGAAGAGACCAAUGUUAAGGUCUCUACUUCGGACACUCAGGCGUCAAAAUCGAUCAGCGUUCAGGCGUCCGUCUCAACUGAAGCUCACGCCUCUACAUCGACCAGCUCUCAUGCCUCUCGAUCAAGCAGUGUUCCGGUCUCCGACCCGAAUAUCGAGGAGACCGAGGACUCAAUCAAGGAUUGGAGCCUCAUGGGAAUUUCAUCAUCGUCUACUAGUAGAUCGACCAGCUCAAAUAUUUGUCGUGUUGCCCUGCGAAUAGAUGUUACCUACACAUUCGAGUGCUCUUCGUCUUCGGUUCAGUCGGUAACCGCUUGUUGA